Molecule: messenger RNA, 554 nt
Organism: Physeter macrocephalus (sperm whale)
Lineage: Eukaryota; Metazoa; Chordata; Mammalia; Artiodactyla; Physeteridae
Product: histone H2A type 1-like
Exons: 2
Coding region: 83-475 (130 amino acids)
Biological process (GO): heterochromatin formation
Cellular component (GO): chromatin; nucleosome
Molecular function (GO): structural constituent of chromatin; DNA binding; protein heterodimerization activity
Source: RefSeq, a predicted model, not a curated record
CCGCCAGAGAGUAUAAUAGUCUAGUUUCUUGUAUUCUGCGGGUCAUUUUCUUUGAUUUCUGUUUUGUUUUUAGUUUUUCGUCAUGUCUGGCCGGGGGAAACAGGGUGGUAAGGUACGUGCCAAGGCCAAGACCCGCUCCUCGCGGGCCGGGCUCCAGUUCCCCGUGGGCCGUGUGCACCGCCUGCUCCGCAAGGGCAACUACGCCGAGCGGGUCGGGGCUGGCGCUCCGGUGUACCUGGCGGCGGUGCUGGAGUACCUGACGGCCGAGAUCUUGGAGCUGGCGGGCAACGCGGCCCGCGACAACAAGAAGACGCGCAUCAUCCCGCGUCACCUACAGCUGGCCAUCCGCAACGACGAGGAGCUCAACAAGCUGCUGGGCAAAGUCACUAUCGCUCAGGGCGGCGUCCUGCCCAACAUCCAGGCUGUACUGCUGCCCAAGAAGACCGAGAGCCACCACAAGGCCAAGGGCAAGUGAACCUAUCCCAAUAUCAGAAAAUUUCAAAAUCAAAGAUGGCGUCCGGCGGUCCUGGGACUGGCUCUGGUGGUGCUUGAGG